AUGCUGGAUUGCUGGCUACCAGUGGUUUGAAGUGGAAAAGGAAUGCCGCGCUCAAGUACCGCCGCACACAUUGACAUCGCAUCUCAAGAGUCGGCUCGUUGUCGGCUCGGGAGAUAUCUUUGCAUUUCACAUUGAAGAUCCUGGGAGGAGAUGCUGGAGAUAUAAACCCACCAGGGUGGACGGAUUUCUUGACGGAGGCCUAAUUAUCGUUCAUUUCGGAGAUCAGAGACGCCCUCACACUACAGGCACCACCUCACAUUGCUUUGGGCUUUCAACAACUUCUGCAUUGUAUUGCAUUGCGCAGCCAUUCAUCUCGCCAUCAGACGAGUCUCCAUCAACUCGCCAUCUACGUUCUGCCCAGCCCAUACGUCUGUAGCACAACAAGCUCUGGUUCUCUCCACCAGCACCAGCUCAACGAUGGCCGACGCCGACCUUUUCGAUGUCUUGAUCGUAGGCUCCGGCAGCGCCGGGCUGACUGCGGCGCUGUGGCUCACCAUCUACAACACGACACACCCGCGGCAACAGAUCAAAUUCAAGAUCCUGGAGCGGCGCGGCGGACCCAUGGCCAUCGGGCAGGCGGACGGCAUCCAGUGCCGCACGGUCGAGAUCUUCGAGACUCUGGACCUGUCCGAGGACCUGCUCCGCGAGGCCUACCACGUCCUCGAAGUCGCCUUCUGGAGCCCCGAUGGGCAGGGCGGGAUCCGCCGGAGCAACCGCGCGGCCGACACGGCCAAGGGUCUCAGCCACAUGCCGCAUCUCAUCCUGAACCAGGCCCGGGUCAAUGGCCUACUACUGGAGAAGAUGAGGAAGCUGGGCGCCGGGAGGGGCGAAGAAGUGAGUUACGGAUGGACGGUGAAGAGCGUCAGCAUAGACGAGGAGUUGGCGGACAUGCAUGCAGCCAGUUAUCCUUGUUCGGUUGUCGCGGUCCGGGACGAAGAUGGGAAGGAAGAGCUUUUCAGGGCCAAAUAUGUCUUGGGCUGUGACGGGGCACACAGCGUUGUGCGUAGAUCGCUGGGUUACAAGAUGGUUGGAGACAGCACCGACGCCGUCUGGGGAGUCAUGGAUAUCUAUCCUCGAACCAAUUUCCCCGACAUCCGGCGCAAAGUCACUGUUCACUCCGACUCGGGCUCCCUCCUGGUCAUCCCCCGAGAAGGCGGCUCUCUGACCCGCUUCUACAUCGAAUUCCCAACGGGCACCAACGUCAAGGAAAUUAAACUCGAAGACCUGCACAAGAAAGCACAGCAAAUCUUCCACCCGUACAAGAUGGACUUUGCAGACACGUACUGGUGGUCAUGCUAUUCGAUUGGCCAACGUCUCGCGGACCACUUCACCAAGUCGAACCGGGUGUUUUUGACCGGGGACGCAUUCCACACGCAUUCACCAAAGGCCGGACAGGGGAUGAAUGUCAGCCUGCAGGACGGCUUCAACAUCGGCUGGAAACUCGGCCAUGUCUUGACGGGGCAGGCGACACCCGACUUGUUGAAGACGUACAGCAUUGAACGCGGCAAGACGGCCGCCGAUCUGAUCGACUUUGACCGGUACUUUAUGAAGCUGUUUGCGAGCAACAAGGCCAACAACGAGAAGAAGAUCACCCCCGAAGAAUUUCGCGAGGGCUUUAUUAAGUCGGGACGGUAUACCGCGGGCUUGACUUCAAAAUACGAGGAUUCCAGCGUAACAUCCAGCGCAAACAGCACACAGGAGUUGGCAAGGGAGCUUGUGGUCGGUAUGAGGUUCCCUGGGGCGCAGGUCGUGCGGUUCUGUGAUGUCAAAGCCAUGCAGCUCGCUCGGGCCUUGAAGGCAGAUGGUCGAUGGCGCGUUAUCUUCUUCGCCGGCAAGAUUGAAGAUCCCCAGAUGCUCCCGAGGCUGAACCAGAUCGCAAAGUACAUGGAAUCCCCGACCGGUCCCGUGCGCAAAUACACCCCCGUGUCGGCGGAUAUCGACAGUUUCAUCGAGCCCAUCGUGGUCGUCGCCGGCGAGCGUCUGAAGCUCGAGCAGGAGCAGAUCCCCGAUUAUUUCUGGCCCGUCACCGGGAAGUGGAAGAUGAGAGAUCUCCACAAAGUGUUCGUCGACGAUGAACAUUAUAACUCGGGCCAUGGCCAUGCGUAUGAGAAGUACGGCAUCGACCCGGACAAAGGCGCCACGGUUAUUGUGCGCCCUGACCAAUAUGUCUCGAAAGUGAUCUCCAUCGACGAUACGCAAGGGAUCGGCCAAUUCUUCGACGGCUUUUGCGCCUCGAAAGAACAGCUGAACGGUCAUUUAUAAAAUUGUCGACAAGUAGUCGAGAUGAAAUCCUGUCUAGAUUUUAUAUCUAUUCGUGAGGCCAAAUUAUCUCUACCGGUUUUCCGACAAUUAGCCCCCUGUUCGCCAAAGCAGCGACCCGACACAGACUGCAUUGAUGACGGUGUGCUGGCCCACCACCCAGGCCGCCGUGUAGAGAUACUUUGGGGAGAAGACGGUCCAUAUAAAGAGGUGUUCUCGGAGGACCAUGCAAGCCACCAUGACCGACAAGGCAUGGAUGCAGGAAAAGGUAGCCAACGCCGUAAAGAGGAAGGAAUAUGCACCGCCUUGGAGAUGGAGAGAGCUGAACAACUGGCAAAUUGCAAAGGACCACCAUAUCGGACCAACCCAGUUACUUAUGAACGUGAGGAUGCCCACGGCGG
Molecule: messenger RNA, 2660 nt
Organism: Cladophialophora immunda
Lineage: Eukaryota; Fungi; Ascomycota; Eurotiomycetes; Chaetothyriales; Herpotrichiellaceae
Exons: 5
Coding region: 418-2262 (614 amino acids)
Molecular function (GO): FAD binding
Source: RefSeq, a predicted model, not a curated record